Messenger RNA from Solea solea (common sole), 2363 nucleotides. Its product is annotated as polyubiquitin-C. The record is from RefSeq and is a predicted model, not a curated record. Bases 164 to 2221 code for a protein of 685 amino acids. The transcript has 2 exons. Gene Ontology annotation, biological process: modification-dependent protein catabolic process; protein ubiquitination. Gene Ontology annotation, molecular function: ubiquitin protein ligase binding; protein tag activity. Gene Ontology annotation, cellular component: cytoplasm; nucleus. Lineage: Eukaryota; Metazoa; Chordata; Actinopteri; Pleuronectiformes; Soleidae.
AAGACAGGGGGAACUACUUUUGACUGCGGACGGAUAUUGACAGAUGACGUGCGCAGACUCGUGUAUAUAUACAAGUGCUUGAGUUGACUGCAGUAGAAUCUUAACCAAGCGCGGAAGAAACCACGUUUUGACGAGUGAAUUGCUUCGUCCUUUCAACUUAAAAAUGCAGAUCUUUGUGAAGACGCUCACUGGCAAGACUAUCACCCUAGAGGUUGAGCCAAGUGACACCAUUGAAAAUGUCAAGGCCAAGAUCCAGGACAAGGAAGGCAUUCCCCCAGAUCAGCAGAGGCUGAUCUUUGCUGGCAAGCAGCUAGAAGAUGGCCGCACCCUCUCUGACUACAACAUCCAGAAAGAAUCCACCCUCCAUCUUGUCCUGCGUCUGAGGGGAGGCAUGCAGAUCUUCGUCAAGACCCUCACUGGUAAAACCAUCACCCUCGAGGUUGAGCCAAGUGACACCAUUGAGAACGUCAAGGCUAAAAUCCAGGACAAGGAAGGCAUUCCCCCAGAUCAGCAGAGGCUCAUCUUUGCAGGCAAACAGCUGGAAGAUGGCCGCACCCUCUCAGACUACAAUAUCCAGAAAGAAUCCACCCUCCAUCUUGUCCUGCGUCUGAGGGGAGGCAUGCAGAUCUUCGUCAAGACCCUCACCGGCAAAACAAUCACCCUUGAGGUUGAGCCAAGUGACACCAUUGAGAAUGUCAAAGCCAAAAUCCAGGACAAGGAAGGCAUUCCCCCAGAUCAGCAGAGGCUCAUCUUUGCUGGCAAACAGCUGGAAGAUGGCCGCACCCUCUCUGACUACAACAUCCAGAAAGAAUCCACCCUCCAUCUUGUCCUGCGUCUGAGGGGAGGCAUGCAGAUCUUCGUCAAGACCCUCACAGGUAAAACCAUCACCCUCGAGGUUGAGCCAAGUGACACCAUUGAGAAUGUCAAGGCCAAAAUCCAGGACAAGGAAGGCAUUCCCCCAGAUCAGCAGAGGCUCAUCUUUGCCGGCAAACAGCUGGAAGAUGGCCGCACCCUCUCUGACUACAAUAUCCAGAAAGAAUCCACCCUCCAUCUUGUCCUGCGUCUGAGGGGAGGCAUGCAGAUCUUCGUCAAGACCCUCACAGGUAAAACCAUCACCCUCGAGGUUGAGCCUAGUGACACCAUUGAGAACGUCAAGGCCAAAAUCCAGGACAAGGAAGGCAUUCCCCCAGAUCAGCAGAGGCUCAUCUUUGCCGGCAAACAGCUGGAAGAUGGCCGCACCCUCUCAGACUACAAUAUCCAGAAAGAAUCCACCCUCCAUCUUGUCCUGCGUCUGAGGGGAGGCAUGCAGAUCUUCGUCAAGACCCUCACCGGCAAAACAAUCACCCUUGAGGUUGAGCCAAGUGACACCAUUGAGAAUGUCAAAGCCAAAAUCCAGGACAAGGAAGGCAUUCCCCCAGAUCAGCAGAGGCUCAUCUUUGCUGGCAAACAGCUGGAAGAUGGCCGCACCCUCUCUGACUACAACAUCCAGAAAGAAUCCACCCUCCAUCUUGUCCUGCGUCUGAGGGGAGGCAUGCAGAUCUUCGUCAAGACCCUCACAGGUAAAACCAUCACCCUCGAGGUUGAGCCAAGUGACACCAUUGAGAAUGUCAAGGCCAAAAUCCAGGACAAGGAAGGCAUUCCCCCAGAUCAGCAGAGGCUCAUCUUUGCCGGCAAACAGCUGGAAGAUGGCCGCACCCUCUCUGACUACAACAUCCAGAAAGAAUCCACCCUCCAUCUUGUCCUGCGUCUGAGGGGAGGCAUGCAGAUCUUCGUCAAGACCCUCACUGGUAAAACCAUCACCCUCGAGGUUGAGCCUAGUGACACCAUUGAGAAUGUGAAGGCCAAAAUCCAGGACAAGGAAGGCAUUCCCCCAGAUCAGCAGAGGCUCAUCUUUGCCGGCAAACAGCUGGAAGAUGGCCGCACCCUCUCUGACUACAACAUCCAGAAAGAAUCCACCCUCCAUCUUGUCCUGCGUCUGAGGGGAGGCAUGCAGAUCUUCGUCAAGACCCUCACUGGUAAAACCAUCACCCUCGAGGUUGAGCCUAGUGACACCAUUGAGAACGUCAAGGCCAAAAUCCAGGACAAGGAAGGCAUUCCCCCAGAUCAGCAGAGGCUCAUCUUUGCCGGCAAACAGCUGGAAGAUGGCCGCACCCUCUCUGACUACAACAUCCAGAAAGAAUCAACCCUCCAUCUUGUCCUGCGUCUCAGGGGUGGGCAGUAAACUGCUUAUCAAUUCAAUGUCAUUUAACAAUGUUACCUGAAUUUCAUGUGCUAUAAGGCAUACUAUAUUUCAAAUUACACAUGGUGAAGUUUUACCUGAUGACCAAAUGUUUGCACAUUACUGAAAUAAAGAGUUAAACUUA